AUGACUGCAGAAGAAAAACUAAAUUCUGAAGGAGAGGUCAUAGGAUUACUUCGUAAAGAGAAAUCCCAUCUCCACGACAAUGCUACUACUGACCAUUCGAAAAUAGAAAGAAAAGAAACUAAAGCUCGCAGAGCAAUAUCUGGUGUCGUUGCCUUCUAUGCCUACAUGAGACAUACAGAAGUAAACCCUGGACCCCACCAUACACUGAUAUUUGACGUCCCUGUUACAAAUGUCGGCGGGGGAUACAAUCAUUACAGCGGUACAUUCACUGUUCCUUCUGCAGGGGUAUAUGUAUUCUCUUGGACAAUUGCUUGCUCUAAUGGUGGAUAUAUUUACUCCGAAAUUGUAGUCAAUGCUGAUGAUAUUGGAGGAAUUUUAACAAAUUGUGACACUAGCAAAGGUCGACUCUCAACUACAGGUCUAGUAGUGAAAGAGAUGAACGCGGGGGAUGUGCAUGUCCGCACGGCACCUCCUCCUGGCCCUGUUGGUGAUAUUGAAUCCCUCACUCCACAUGAGAGAACCUCAUUCAGUGGGUGGAAACUUGUGUAG
Messenger RNA from Saccostrea echinata, 549 nucleotides. RefSeq lists its product as uncharacterized. Gene Ontology annotation, molecular function: protein binding. The record is from RefSeq and is a predicted model, not a curated record. The transcript has 2 exons. NCBI's taxonomy places the organism in Eukaryota, Metazoa, Mollusca, Bivalvia, Ostreida, Ostreidae. Bases 1 to 549 code for a protein of 182 amino acids.